Messenger RNA from Drosophila elegans, 543 nucleotides. It is a transcript of the gene baf, whose product is annotated as barrier-to-autointegration factor. Gene Ontology annotation, molecular function: DNA binding. Bases 82 to 354 code for a protein of 90 amino acids. The transcript is spliced from 2 exons. NCBI's taxonomy places the organism in Eukaryota, Metazoa, Arthropoda, Insecta, Diptera, Drosophilidae. The record is from RefSeq and is a predicted model, not a curated record.
GUGCGUCAUUUUUAGAAACGCCGCGAAUAUUGUGGUUUCUUUUCGAAUUUCACAAAUUGCAAGCUGAAAAAAAGAGCAGAAAUGUCCGGAACAUCUCAGAAGUACAAGAAUUUUGUGGCGGAACCGAUGGGUAACAAGUCGGUGACGGAGUUGGCGGGAAUCGGCGAAACCCUCGGCGGUCGCUUGACGGAAGCUGGAUUUGACAAGGCGUACACCGUUUUGGGCCAGUACCUGGUGCUGAAGAAGGACGAGGAGCUCUUCAAGGACUGGAUGAAGGAGGUGUGCCACGCGAGCUCCAAACAGGCGUCCGAUUGCUACAACUGCCUCAACGACUGGUGCGAGGAGUUCUUGUAAGGGGAGAAUGCUAUCCCAACACGAGUAUUUCGAUCAAAAGAAUCUGCUAAGGACAAACAAAUAAACUCAAAUCACGGCCAAACUGUGGCGCAAUCUAGCUAAGCAUUUCAUGUUCAUAACACUGUUAGUACCUAGUUUAUAUGUAAAAAUUAAUGUCUAUCCGGAAUAAAUGUACAGUCAUGGAAAGGA